Molecule: messenger RNA, 7056 nt
Organism: Oncorhynchus gorbuscha (pink salmon)
Lineage: Eukaryota; Metazoa; Chordata; Actinopteri; Salmoniformes; Salmonidae
Product: vesicle-trafficking protein SEC22a-like
Exons: 7
Coding region: 3304-4218 (304 amino acids)
Biological process (GO): endoplasmic reticulum to Golgi vesicle-mediated transport
Source: RefSeq, a predicted model, not a curated record
UAAUCGGUCGACCUCUAGAGGACGUAACUUUUUUUGCUGAAUUUUGUCUUCCUGUCGUUCAUGGAUCCACACACAUCGCAGCAUUUCUUGUUGUUACCGGCUGCAAUCUAAAAUGAUGAGAACUUAGUUCAGGAAUUUGACUUAUAUCUCACUUGGAUAUAUAGUUACAGCAGGCAAUGGAAGGAGAGUCAGGCACACACGUGCAACAACAUCACUCGCACUUACUUCUGGUAUUGGAGUUGUUGGUUCGAUUGGAUGGGGCACCGGCAUCCUCCUCCUGGAUGCUACUCAUGAUGGCUGCAGAAGCUGGGGUCCUUGGAAUAUGUUGCAGCCUCUGGAUUUGAGGUCUUACCAUUGCCUUGCCCAGUUUCUCGAAAAAGAGCCGUCUCCUCUGGAGCUUCUCUCUGUUCCAAUCUGGGUUCAACGCCAUCCAGAUGACGAACGUGUUGUAUGCCGAGAUGUCCAAGAUGUUGAUGAUUAUCCAGCGUAGGGUUCUUCUUUUGCAGCUAUAGCCAGUAACAAGCUUGCCUAAAUUGUCCACCCCUUUUGUGGAAUUGUAAUCUAUUAUGAUUUCUAGUUUUUGACACUCCUGCCCACAGAUUCUCCCAUCCCUAUGCAGCGUACUCAUGAGUACCACAUUUUUGCCUUUCUUAGGCACAUAGGACACUAUGGAUGUGUCUGCCAUGAACUCAAAUUUGGAGGAAUUGGUAGGCCUCUUCUGUGUAUUCAACAGUGGGAGCGCUGGCUUGUUUUUUUUUUGUACUGUUCUUACCAUCGUCAGCUUCCUCUUGAGGAGCUCCUGUCCCAGCAUGUGCGAAGUAAAAAAAUAGUUAUCGCAUGUGAUGUUGUGCCCACGGAGUCCCUGUGUCACGUCCAGGACAACCCGCAUCCCUUGGUUCUUCUCAGGGGCUCCUCCAUCUGGCUUUCCUGUAUACACUUGCAAGUUCCACACAUAUGAUGAUGCAGCAUCACAGGCAUCCCAGAUCAUGAUUCCAUAUUUUGUGGUAUGUACUGCCUGAAGGGGCAGCGGCCCCUAAAUGGCAUAUGCUGCUCAUCAACAGUAACAUUGGGACCAGUGUUAUAAAACAGGUUAACCUGUUUGGGGUAGGGGGCAGCAUUUUCACUUUUGGAUAAAUAGCGUUCCCAAACUGAACUGCCUCCUCCUCUGUCCCAGAUCCUAAUAUAUGCAUAUUAGUAUUGGAUAGAAAACACGCUGAAUUUUCUAAAACUGUUUGAGUCAUGUCUGUGUAUAACAGAACUUAUUUAGCAGGCAAAACCCCAAGGACAAACCAUUUAGAUGUUGUCUCGUCAAUAUGUUUUCAUGGGGAAUCCAGAAUUUCCUGCAGUUUCUACCGCUUCCACUGGCUGUCACCAGUUUGUAGAAAUUGGUUGAGGUUUUUGCUUUGUGUAAUGAAGUACCAUAGCUCAGAACGAACAUCACUUCAUGUGUACCUUUUUUGAUAAGAGGUGCGUAACCAGAAAAGUCUUGCUACUAGAAGCCUCAGUUUGUUUUGCUUCUGUAUUGAACACAGAUCAUCCUGUCUUCAAUUUGAUCUAUUUUUAUAUACGUUUAGAAUUACCUAAAGUUGUAUUACAAAAGUAGUUUGAAAUGUUUUGGCCAAGUUUUACAGUUAACUUUUGAGAUUUUUUAGCGACGUUGCGUAAUUUGGAAGCAGUGUUUUUCUGGAUCAAACACACCAAAUAAAUUGACAUUUUGGCUAUAUCAACGGAAUUAAUCGAACAAAAGGACCAUUUGUGAUAUUUAUGGGACAUAUAGGAGUGCCAACAAAAGAAGCUCCUCAAAGGUAAGACAUGAUUUAUAUAUUAUUUCUGCCUUUUGUGUCGUGCCAUCAGAUAACCGCAUCUUGUGCUUUUGCCGAAAAGCAUUUUUGAAAUCUGACAUGUUGGCUGGAUUCACAACGAGUGUAGCUUUAAUUUGCUAUCUUGCAUGUGUUAGAUUUUUAUAGAAAUGUAUUUGAAUUUGGCGCUCUGCAUUUUCCCUGGCUAGUGGCCAUGUGGGACGCAACCAUCCACUUGUCCCACACGGACCUGAUUGCAGCUAGCUUGUCUUUGCUGCCUAGCUGGUCUGGUGUCUCGGUUAUUGAAGACUAUUAAUCCUGGAAAUAAUGUGGAAGUUUUCCCAGAGGCGUUGUUGCACUGAAAAGAUCUCUGCCAGUGUCUGCAUCCCACAGGGAUUCUGUGGAUUUCCCAUUGGAUCUGAAAACGCCAGCAAGGACAAGAACCCCAAAGUAUGCAAGUACAUGAGUUUGGUCCAUUUCCUUCCAUCUCUCUCCAAAAACACACCUUCCCUCCAAAUUAGUGCAGUCAAGAAAGAUUUUUUUGGAUUGUGUCUGGCAUGAACAGUUCAAAGACGAUUUUAUGUCCUGCACAUGAGUAACCGCCAUCCGUGUUGGCCCUGGUUGCAUCCGUAUCACAUUGGCAGCCAUGAAGGGUGGGUCAUUCCUUGGGAAAAAAUGUUUUACAAACAUGUUUAUCCCCCUGCUGACGGGCUGGCUGCUGACGGGCUGGUCCUGGGGCUGGCUGAUGGUCAAUCUCAUCCUCUUCUUCCAACUCCCUGUCAGAUUCUGAAUUGACAAACAUGAUCCUCAUAUUCUGAAAAUUCUUCAUCUUCCAAAGUGGAAGAUGCUCCUUCCAUGCUAGUUUCUCUGUGUGCAAUAAAUGAUUUCUAAGGCUCUCUGAGCAGAGAUUUUUGCCAUACUGAUUCAUUGUGUUAAGGAGCCACACACGCAAAGCCUCUCAAUUUGCACCUGGCUGGGUUAGUGUGGGAAAAUACUGCAUUUUCUUAUUACUUUUUUUUUAACAAUGUAUCGUAAUAACAUUGUACAGGCUCCCGUCAAGACGUUGUGUAGUUUCUCACACUACAACUGGUAAAGAGUGCGAGAAAAGCAAGAGACAGGAUCUUGUCGUUUAUGUUGGAACAGCUGGCCCAGGGAGGAAGACGGGUGACGGCACACAGCAAACCUUUUUGUUUAAUUUUUACUUGUUUUUACCUACAUGCGCACUUUUAUUACCUUCGAAACCACAUAUGUAAGGUGUUAUUUUGCAUGUUCUUCACAGAAAAAUGAGCCAAGUCCAAUGAGUCUCAGGUUAUUCAUUGUAUAAGUUUUAUUUUAGUAAACAUUGAAAAUGCACGAGUUUAACAAAUCUCCCCCAUACAGAAGACGCCUUCUUCCAUUGACUGCAGUGUAAUGGAACUGAGAUUCAUGACCAAGGGCAAGCUAUUAGCACUUUGAAAAACUGCUACCCAAGGUUUCCAGUGAGUGUGUAGAGCUAGCCAGCUGUAUGAUGUCAAUGGUCUUAUUUGCCUCUGUGGUGCGGGUGGUGGACGGUCUACCCCUGUCUGCCUCCACAGACUACGAGCAGGACAAAGGCCUUCAGGAAACCAAGAAGCAAGUCAAAGCACUGUCUAAGAAACUCAGCCAGUUCCCUGACCGAUGCACUCUGAGGGCUGGACAGUACAAUAUCAAUUUCACCUGCUCUCUGGGUGUGGGUUAUCUGAUGGUAUGUACAGAGACCUACCCCAAUGUCCUGGCCUUCUGUUUCCUGGAUGAGCUGCAAAGGGAGUUCAUCGUCACGUACGACGCCAAGCGUGUUAAUAGCGCUGUGAGGCCAUACUCCUUCAUCGAGUUGGACAACUUCAUCCAGAAGACGAAGCAGCGCUUCAACAGCCCCCGCUCUCUGUCCACUAAGAUCAACCUGGCCGACAUGCAAACAGAGAUCAAACUUCGACCGCCCUACCAGCUGUCCCCUGAGGACCUAGGAUCCAUCAACGGCUUCUCAUACCACACCCCCUCCAAGUACAAGGGCAUAACUCCCAGCCAACAGCUUGAUCCUGUGACUCUACCUGGCAUCGUCUCCUGUGUGCUGAGCAUCCUCUGUGGAGGCCUCAAUCUACUCCGAGGGGUUCAUGCUAUAGAGAGCACCAUACAGAACGACGACGAAGACUUUAAUUACGUGAUUGCCUUUUUCCUGGGCACAGCAGCCUGUCUGUAUCAGUGUUCCCUGUUCGCGUACUUCUCUGUGUGGAGGAACAGUAAGUCGUUCCUGGCCUUCGCCCUGAUCUGUCUGUCCAACAUGUACCUUUAUGAACUGAGGAACGUGUGGCAGAUCCUCUUCCAUGUGACUGUAGGGGCCUUCAUGACACUACAGAUCAGACUGAGGCAGCCGCAGGGCAAAGCUCCGGACUACAACGUCUGACAAACUACAACCACGAGACUUACAGUCAAACAAAUAAGAAAUAAACAACUUCAGUGUCUGACAAAACCCAACAAAUAUACUCAUUUUACAACCAACCACCAACAACAAAACCAUGUCUAAGGCUACGGAGCAAAGAAGUGACUCUGCUCCUGCUCUCUUUAUCAUGUUUCCUCCCCACCACAGCUCAGGACUGUGGGCCAGCCUGGCCCUGCCUCAAUCCCGUUGGAUGCUGAGCUCACUUUAGCGUGGCCUCAGUGAUACGGCCCAAUAGGAUUAAUGGGUGGUGCCACUACAGCCAAAUAAUUGGCUAAUAAUAUUCAAUUGAAUAUGUUUGGGGUAACCAUCAGGAGUCUGAACAGGGGUUACUGACUUAAAUUGAAUCUCUGGCAUCACAGACAUGUAUAAUUGAAGUAAUUUAGCAGACGCUCUUAUCCAGAGUGAAUACAGGAGAAAUUAGUGUUAAGUGCCUUCCUAAAGGACAUAUCGACUUUAUUUCUUUUUACCUAGUCGGCUCGGGGAUUCAAACCAGCGACCUUUUGGUUACUGACCCAAUGCUCUUAACCGUUAGGCCACCUGCAACCCCAGUAUCAUAUGUUAUUAAAUCUCUUGGCUCGUAAAGAUUUGUUUUAUUGAUUUGAGAAUAAUUUAUUCAAGAUAAUGUGUAUGAUCAUGUCACAACUGUUACUUCCAUGUACUUUGUUUCAGGCUUUAUGAAUAUGCGAUUGCUUGAAAGCUGAGUUUGGCAUGGCAAAUGUAAUGUGGUGGUGUUAUCCCACUGUUUUCUUCACUGGGAGGCCAACCUUAUCUACUCCAUAUCAUCUGCCAGACCUCCUGGUGCAGUGGUGGUAACAGCAGCCACUGCUGGAAAGGGUUUAAUUGACCUGUGAGCCAUCAUCCCGAUGUUUCAGGGUAUUACUCUAAAGGCCAGAGUAGGAGAGGAGCUAGACGAGUUACUUAUAUUGUAGCAGAAAUGGUUACUUCCAAAAAUACUCAAUGAAUUUCUUUUCUUUUGCCAUGUAUUUUCCAAUGCAUCAUUUAUUUUGCAUAGCUUUUGGAUUAUAUUGCAGAAAUGUUUGUCAUGUCAGAAGCAGAAAUGACUGAGGGCAAUGUUAGUAAACUUCCUAGAAAUAUUGUUAAUUUAAUGAUGAGUUAAGGGAUUGUGCGAACAAUGUUAGUUUUUUUGGGGGGUGGAGUGGCCAGUGUCAGUCAGACUAGAGAUAGUCAUUGCGUGAGUGGAGAGUAUAAACAUGGAACCAAGUAUUAUGAACAUCUGGCAACAAACUACAUGUAUAUCUGGGCACUACUGCACUGAUCCAACCCUUAAGAUUUUCAUCAACAAUGGCAAACAUGUUUUCUAUUAGCCUGUACAUCUUAUCAGACUGUGGUACUUGACCUUUGUGACCUAAGUUAGCCUCCAAUAUAACAUCUAGGACUUAAAUGUUUUAUUUGAUGUUGGCUGUUUGGGGUGCAACUUUCACUGCGUAUGGUGCAUUUUUACCCCCCCCCCCCCCCCAGUUGAAUCACUGGAAUGUCAUACAAAAUGUGUUAAUGGUGUGCUUUAGGACCAUGCAGAUGCCUCCGAGCAGUCUGGUAGGGUGUUUAUCCGACUGAAUAAAAAGUCCCCCCCCCCCCCACUUCUAAAACCAAAGUUGCGCCCCUGGCUGUUUCUAAUGACAUACUUUUGCAAUCAAUGUAAUGUAACUAAAUAUACAACCAUUAAACAGAUCCUCAUUUUGCUAAUGGUGUGUGCAUAACCAAGUAGUUUAUUACUUAGUUGACUAUUUUUACAUUCUUCAAGCUCUGUUAAGUUGGUUGUUGAUCAUUGAUAGACAGCCAUUUGAUAGACAGCCAUUUGAUAGACAGCCAUUUUCAAAUCUUGCCCUAAAUGUCCAAGCCAAGGGGUGUGAAUACUUCCUGAAGGCACUGUAACGUUUCUUAGAGGUUUCUGCAAGAUUACAAAUUUAUGAGUCCCGCCAAAUCAUUGUCUUCAUCCAGCUGUAUUAUGCAGUGAUUUUCCUUUGAAAUGCAGGGCAUUUAAAGCACUUCUACCUUCCCCUCUUUGUAAAGAUGUAAAUCAACAGUUUUCGUACACAGUAAAGCCUGUUAAAUGAAUUUAUCAGUAGGCUACAAUGCCCUUUACAUCCACCAUCUAUUCAAUGGGCUUGGUCUGUUUCCUCUAGUCUCCAGUUUAUUUUGACUGUGGCCAUUGUAUUUAAGUACAGUCAGUCUUACUUGCUUAACUAAGUUAACAAUUAUUUAUAGGCAAUUUACAGAGGGGCAGAUAAAAUAGGCCUGUUCAUAUUGUAGUUUCAGUGCUUAAGUUGUAUACGUAGUCUAAUUCACAACCAAGGGUCAUUAGUCAGUGUGCCAUUUCAGACAGAUUACUAUCACCUAUAUAGUGCCCUACUUUUGACCAGGGCUCUUAUGGGUCCUGGUCAAAAGUAGUGCUCUAUAUAGGUGAUGGGGUACUAUUUGGUACGAAUUCUAAAUGACCAUAUUGCUUUCAUAUAGCUGUAUUAUUAAUGAAGAAAAUCGAAAGGGAGCCAUUGUUUUUAGUACAGCCCAUCUGUUAGGAUUUGUACCAAUGACAGUGUAAUGCUGCCCCCCCUCUGGAGAUCUAGAGGAACAAUCAACUGGAGCAGUUCAGCGAAAUGGCAGCCAAGCUGGCUGGUUAAGUUCUCUCCUCUUUCUGUUAGUAAUGUUGAAACAUAUUACCAUUUGGAUCGUCAAAGACCAGAAUAAAACUAUGGGUGUACAUCUAAAACAACCAUCCAAACAUAAGGUUAUAGAAGUAGAGAUGUAUAGGAUGCCACAUCAAAUAAAAAGGCGUUGUCAACA